Molecule: messenger RNA, 2195 nt
Organism: Volvox carteri f. nagariensis
Lineage: Eukaryota; Viridiplantae; Chlorophyta; Chlorophyceae; Chlamydomonadales; Volvocaceae
Gene: nuo9
Product: NADH:ubiquinone oxidoreductase 30 kDa subunit
Exons: 2
Coding region: 82-939 (285 amino acids)
Molecular function (GO): NADH dehydrogenase (ubiquinone) activity
Source: RefSeq, a predicted model, not a curated record
AACGGAUACAGCAGCUGCUAAUUAUUUGUUACAGGGUUACGGAACAGCGUUAGGGCGUCGUCCCCUUAGUUGAGGUCUUCUAUGAAGAGCACACAAUCCCUGCUUUCCAAGCUGCAGGCGCCCGUGAAGGGCUGCCUGCAGCAGGGAUUAAUGGAAGGUUUGCGUUCCUUUUCUGCUCGCGCUCUGGGCUCACAGACUGAAGUAGGCUUAAGCAUCCUUGCAGAGGCUGCGAACUUGCCGAGCACGAGCAACACAGCUGGUGUUCAACUGCAGCAAACCCGUGGAAUGGGCUACGCUUACGCGCGAAAGACCGCGGACAAGGACUAUGUACACACGGCGCACACGCUGGCUUUCGGACAAACGCAGCUUACAGACUACAUCAUUAAGACUGUGCCAAAGUUUGUAAAAAUGGCUGUCGUUGGCCCAGGACAGAGCACCUUGCUGUACCAAGAGCCAACCAUAUACACGACGCCCGACAGCCUGCUGCCUCUCAUGACUUUUCUCCGCGACCAUGUCCAAACCCAGUUUAAGUGUCUAAUCGACAUUACCGCUGUCGACUUUCCGGAGCGCGCUGCGCGCUUUGAGGUCGUGUACCACCUACUCAGCCCACGGUGGAACAAUCGCAUCCGCGUCAAGGUGUGCGUGGACGAAGUCACACCGGUACCAUCCAUCUGGAAGAUCUUCAAUACGGCAAACUGGUUUGAGCGGGAGACUUGGGACAUGUUUGGCGUUUUCUUCUCGGGCCAUCCCGACCUCCGCCGUAUCCUGUCUGACUACGGCUUCACCGGCCACCCGCUGCGCAAGGACUUCCCCCUCAGUGGCUACACUGAGGUGCGGUACGACUACGGGAAGAAGCGCGUAGUUUCGGAGCCGCUGGAGCUGACACAGGAGUUCAGGUAUUUUGACUUCAACAGCCCGUGGGAAACUCUGAACCGUUGAGGUUGUAUCAUGCAUUCCCUGAACAACCCGCGCCUGUCUGUUCAGAGCCGCGUGGGUGGCCUGCCCCUUCCGUCCCUGGGAGGCUCACCAGCAACAGUAACAGUAACAGCAGCUGCAGCUCCUGCUCAUUCAGCCCUAAUGGUUCUAAUGCUGCAUCAAGGAUGUGUGGAAGGGUUAAGCUGGAAAGUGAUGUGGGCUUUGGCACGUGCUAGCAGCAGCAGCAGCGGCGGCGGGGCUGCGCCCUGUGUUUCUGAGGGUAGCGUGUCGGUACAGAGGGAAGCCCCCGACAAGUGCAUGGGGGGACGCUUCCCUGCAUUCUUAUCAUGCCAGAAAGGUGUACGGUGGGAAGAAAAAUACGUGAGGGCAGAAAUUCCAUUCAGAUCAGGACGCGGUCCGGAAUGCUGUCCUUUACUUUGUGUACGGAUACUUGCGUGGUUAGGACACUCCCCAGCUGGCAACGAUGGAGGCUGUACCACCGAGGGAGUUGACCAGGGGACACAGGUCGUGCGGCGGUAUUCCGCGGGCACUAAUGGAUUAUCUCUGGUGAUGAAGUAGGCGGCCGUGGCGGCAGCGGCAACAGUCCUGCAGCAGCAGCGACGUCAGUUUCUCGAGGCGACCGCUGCAGCGGGAGGUCCAGGUCAUCACUACCGUUUGUGCGAACGGGAUUGCUUGCUUGUUGGCGACGUCGUGGCACCUGUUGAUGCUGCCUCGUCCGGAGGGUACGGUGGCCCGGCCUGGGACCCUAUAGCUGUUGCUGCAGGGUAACUGCCUGAAUGACGAUAUUGACUGUGUAUGUGGACGAGGGUUUCCAUGUCCAGUCUCCGAGUAGUUGUUGCGGGCGCUGCUGAACCGCAGGCGUGUCCUUGCGUUUGUAUGAAAAUAAGCACAUAUUGUAUGUGUGUGGAUCAAAGGAUAACGGUCUCAGCUUAACAAUCUAGGCCAGUCGGUGUGUGUAAGUCUUGGAGUGCUUUAAAUAUUUGAGCUGGUGUGUGUGCAUCUGUCGGCCCUAUGUCGCUGCGCAGCGGCUCGUUUUCGGGCCGCAAAGCUUGGCGGUUGCGUUUAUGGCUAGCAAGUGGAAAAUCCGAGUGCUUCGGCCGCCUGAAAUUCUCUUCCGUCUUGCCGUUGCUUCGGGGUGGGCUUGGCGGCUUUAUUUUUGUGGAGGGUUAGAUAGCUCGUCUCGCCAACACGACCGCCGUCAUAGUUUCCCUCGCGAACCUCUUUGUGUGAACAUUGGUUGUUUGUGUAAAGAGCUGAGC